Trichobilharzia regenti is the source of this 6631-nucleotide messenger RNA. Lineage: Eukaryota; Metazoa; Platyhelminthes; Trematoda; Strigeidida; Schistosomatidae. The record is from the annotation of a GenBank genome assembly.
AUGAAAUGAAAUGUCCAAUAUGUUCAAUGUUUCAGUAAGAUAUGAAAGAAGUUAUUACUAAGGAAUUGAACAAUUUAAUACAGCUGAUAAAAGAAGAUAAAUAUGACCAAAUUAUUUAUGCUCUACGGAAAAUACCAUUUUUAGUAAAUGACAUCAAUAGUAACAACCAAGAUUAUUAUUUUAUUUCUAUAAAACAUCAUUUAAAUUAUUUAGAAUAUCUACUAAACACUGCUCAAGUAGAUAAAAGUGAUACGGUUUUAAAUGAAUUAAUACAUUUUAUUAAACUGUUAAUUACUUUAGGCAAUGAUGACAAUUGGAUACAGGAUAUUCAACAAAUAAUUUUACAACAUAUUAACGCAAGUUUAGAACAAUCUGAUCCUAGUGAAACAUUGAAAAGUCUAGUUCAAAUUGGAUCACCGCUAAGAUUAAUGAUCAAGAUAAGUUUAAAUGAUAUAUGGGAUGUCGCAAUGGAAGUUUAUCGUUAUUCAGCAUUAUACCAUACGGAACUGUGUGCAGCUCGAUUAGACAAAGGCUCAUGCUUAACAAUGGAUGAGCUGAUUGCAGCUGUCGAAGUUUUAGCCUAUGUAGUGAAAUUGAAUCAGGCAUUAGAUGUAGAAAAUCGUAAAGAAACUAUAAAAAUACUGAAUACAGAAGAUGCCUACUGGAUAAAUUUUAUUCCUUCUGAUAUAAAACAAAAUAUUAAUUCUGUAUCAAAUUUUUAUUUUCAAAAUCUAUUAAAAUUUCGUCAGUUCAAAUAUUCCCAAGGUUUAUACCCUAUUCUAACACAUGCUGAUAUACAGAAUAUUUUAAAUUCCACACAUGAUGAAAUUCAAACACAAUUUAGACAAAUUCAAGCGUUUAAUGGCAAUAAACAUUGUGAAACUUCACUAUGUUAUUCACAUAUCAAUGUCAAAAUGCAUUGGAUCAACCAAUUGUUAAGUAAUUUAAUAUCGUUUGAAAAUCCACACGAAACCUACAGAUUACUUAACUCUGCUCCACACCCAAAGAUUAAAAAUAUGUUAAGAAAAAGUCAUGAAGUCAUAUACCUAUACCAUUCUUUCUUAUCAAUACCAAAAGUUAUCAGCGAGCUAGAGCAGGCUUCAUUCCAGGUGAAUUCCGCUGCUUAUUGUUAUUUGUUACAAUAUGCUAUUGAACGUUCACAUAACCUUAUAAAUCGGAUAAAACGUUUAGGAAAUGUACUGAAAUCAAUUAAUCAGUAUUUAUGUGAAGGUGAUAGUUUAAAGGUCACAUAUUUUCUGCAGCAUAAAGCAUUGGAUUUAUCGAAAUAUUAUCAACUAUAUGUACAGUGUACUGGUAGACAAGAUCAGUUAACUGAUGAACGGAUUAAUUUUAAAAAUAGUUUAAAUUUACUGAAUCAAUUUGAAGAUAUUGUAAUGGAAACAUUUCAGAAGUAUGCAAAAGAUAAAAUGGAAAAUUGUCAGUCAAAAAACACAGGGUUUCAAGUUUCCAGUAAUCAAAUGAAUCCACUGAACUCUUCACUUUUCUCAAAAUGGUUAUGGUCCUAUGUGACUGUUGUUGAUGAAAAUGAUAUCAAUGAGAUAUAUCAUUCAUCUGAUUAUUUUUUACGAAAUCAAUUCAUUUCAUUUUAUUAUAAUAUUGAAAGUGAACAGAUUACUUAUUGUCCUAUCAUUGAACGUUGGACAAAUGAGGUGGUUAAUUCAAAUGUUCAUCCUCCUCAUUAUUAUUCUACUCAUUUAUGGAAUAAAAAUUUAAGGCAUAUCCUAAUGUUAACAAGAAUAAAAAAUUCAGUUAAAACUGAUUAUAUCAAGAAAAUGAUCACCGAACCACCGUCAACUGAUCCUCAACUACUGAAUAGAGAAGAUAUAAUUGAAUGUUUAUUAAUUGUGAUAAAUCAUAUUACGCAUAUGACAACUUUAAAUAAUCAAAAUACAUCGAACACGCCGGAAAGUAUGACACUGACAAUCGAACAGCAGAUAAAAGCUGGUGAUAAUUUUGAUCGUCACCAUUACUAUUUUAAUAAUUAUUAUACAAAUUAUCCUUUAUAUUUGAUAAAUAUUCAAGCUCUAUGUAAGGGUUAUUUAACACGUCUAAAAGUUGAACAGUAUAAAUUACGUUUAAAUGCUUGUAAACUGAUACAGUCAAAAUGGCGCCAAAUUUAUUAUAAAAAAUGUGCACCAUUUAAAAAAACUCUUCAUGAUAACGAUACAAUUUCUUUUAAACAACUAAAUAAAAAGGAUGAAAUAGAUAUUGAUAUCCUAAAUAAAACAGUGAUUAAAUUGCAAGCAUUAUGGCGCAGUAAAAACUGUAGACGAUAUUAUCGUGAAUUAUUUCAAAUAGCUUAUAAUAAUAACAGUAAAUACUGUCGUAAUCACAAUCAGCAAGACAGUGAACACACCUCCUCUAAGUAUCAUCAUAAUGAUGAAAAUGGAAAAUUAGAAGUAGGCAAUUCAGCCUUGAACACUGAAUCACCAAGAUCAUAUUUAAAUAUUGUCCUAAGAUUUAUCAAUAAUUUAACAGGUAAGGCAAUUGAAAAAGCUUAUAUUGAAGAAGGAAGAUGCUUUCAAUUGAUAUACGACAUAAUAAGGACAAUGUAUAAAUUAAAACAAACAUCAAUAGAACUGAUUAACUCUGAUCAUUUAAUUGGUUUAUUAAUACAAGCUAGAAUCAAUAAAACAGACUGUGGUGUUAAUAGUGCUGUUCCUAUUAAUAAUAGAAUAAAAGAAUUUCAAAGACGUAAUGGGGAUGAUGAAAGAAAAGAACACAGAACAACGCAAAGACAAAUACACCAACCACAACAACACCGUCACUACCUAGACGAACAAGAGUGCAUUACUUCAGACAGAUCGAAAUGUCAACUUCCUUUGAUGAAGCCAUUUCUGCAGCCAUAUGGACAAUUGUGUUACCUCUUCUAUAACCAACCAGAUUAUUUAGUAAACUUAGUUUAUUCUCUGCCUAAAAAAUUAUUAUGGACUAAACGGCAUACACCGUCUGUAAAUGGAUCUAGUCCACACUAUAGUUUACAUAGCAUUACCACAUAUGGUUUAUGCAUAGAACGGGCUAUAUUUUCUAUAUAUAGUUAUGCUUUAUAUAAAACUGAUGAAUUAAGGCUGAUCCACUUGAUAUGUCGUUUAUUCCAUAAGGAAUUGAAACGAUAUGAUAUGUUAAAAAGCCAACAGCGUUGUACAGUCUUAGAAAAGACUGAAGAUAAACACGACCACGGCAAAGAUGGAGAUGACAGCAGCAACGUCGAAGACAGCGAGGAAGAUAGUGACAGUGACAAAGAAAAAAACAGAAAUUACCGUAGUAAAAGAAUUCAUCGACAGUAUCAUAUCACUCUCUCGUCAUUGUCAACAUCAUUUGCUUUUCGAUUGACUAUUUCGUUAGCUAAAUUAAAAACUAUUCAAUGUUUCAAUGAUGAAACACUGAAAAAUAGUCAUGUGAAUGACAGUGAUGCAAUAGAACCACAACGAUUUAUAGAACAUUUAAUCCAAUUAUUUCAAUCAUUUGUACAUGAAAUAAAUCAAUUUAAGUUAAAUGAAAGAUCAAAGUUAUUACGUGAAAGACUAAAGCAAUAUAUGUUAUCGUCACUUAAACAAUUUCCAAGGAAAUCCGAAAUAUCUAAGAAGCUUUACGCUUCUGGAAACAAGUUUUACUCAAAGUAUUCAAUCAGAAGUUCAAAUAACGAACGAUUCGCCUCCUCACCUUCACCACUUCCAUCUGUAAUCAACUCAGCGACAUCACUUCAAUCACUUUCAACUCCGUCAUCAUCUUCAUCGGACACUUUAUCAUCUCUGUCAUCUUCUUCAUCGCAAAAUCUGCAAAGGAUGAAAUCUAGUGAAUCAGAACGACUAAUGAAUCAAAAUCACUUUAGUAGAAGGUCACUUAAAUCUUCAGAUGAUGACUUACAAUCAGAUGACAGUAAUACAAAAAUCCAAUAUCAUCAUUUAGCUAAUGCAGCUUAUAAAUUCUUUCAUGGUGUAUUCAUUGAUCCUGGCCAAGCUGCUUUACCUCAAUGCCUGAAAUAUAUUAUGCAUCAAUUGUAUACUGGAUUGGUGGUGACAUUUCCUGAAGUUAAGCAAUCAGAACAUUUAAAGUUCAUUGGUCAAAUGUUAUUGCAUGCAUACUACAGUUGUGUAAUAAUCACUCCAGAUCUUCAUCAAUUACUCAAUGAAUCUAAACCCUUGAAACAGUCAACAUCAUCACCAUCAUUUAUCUUAUCCUUUUGUCAAAAUGAUAGACAGUCUAGAUCUGCUGAUCGUCUACAUACAGGUAGAAAGCACUCAUCAUCUCAAAAUUUGACCACAGCAACAAGAGGUCAUCGCAUCAGCUUCAUUAGUCGAUCAAAUCGUCGAGUGUUAAUUGCCAUAUCAAAUCUUUUCCAUUCAGUUAUAACAUGUAAACAAUACGAGAAUACUAAAUACUUUGGAUUGUUGGCUAAAAAUGUUCAACUGAAGUCAAUGCUAAACUCGUGUGUCCGUAUAUGGCAUAGUCGUUUCCAUCAGUUCAUGUUAGAUAUGGUUGUACAGACGAAAAGCGACUCCAAGACACUUGCUUCAGUAAAUUCCACAUUAUGUGGCAAACGCAUCGAAUCGUCACUACAUAGUGUCGAAGAGUUGUGCGUUAAAAAUACAAACGAUUCAUUUUUGUAUUAUCAUAAAACAUUUAUUACAACAUGGAUAUCUGGAUUACAACAAAAUAUAUUGUCAACAAGAAAUGGGAAUGAUUCAGUUGAUGAUUCUGACGGGCCAGAUGAGAUGAAUUCAACAGAAAUAUUCAAAGAUACGCAUAGAAAUGUUCAAAACACACAUAUUAUCAAUAUAACAGCAAGAGAAUUAUUUGAACUGCAUCACCUUUUGGUUACUUAUCGUGAUCAGAUUACCUUCCAUCUGAAGGAUCCAUUGCGUCAAGUGCUGAAUAACAUCGGUGCACCACCGCGUUGUAUAAUCCUAAAGGAAUCAUCUCGUCUGAUUAAACAAACUGAAACUAAUCGAAUAUGUAAUAUGUUAGAUCAUACCAUCAAUAAAACAUAUCAAUCAGCGGGGAAAAAUGUUGAUCGAUCAAGUAAUGAAUAUUUCGGCCGAAAGGUGAAACAAAAUAAACAAGGUAUUAAAUACUAUACAGAUUUCGAUGUGAAUUCAGGUCUGAAACGUUUUAAAGAUGAAAAUCAAUUCGCUUAUCUUUUGAGAUAUUCCUCAAAGAAUUCAACAGAAGUGGACAAACUCAAACAACCUCAACAACAACAACAACAACAACCGCAUCACCAUCUCGAUGCUGAUAAUGAAUUUAAACUAAUUUUGGGUGCAGAAGAAUUAGAGAUCACUUUAUUUCCAGUAUCUGAAGUUGAAAUUCUUUCAUCUAGUUUAUACAGUGCAUGUGCAUCAAUUACUCAGAUCACUGACUGUAACACAUCAACUUUUCGACCGUGUCAUUCAACGACAAAUAAAACUGGUGCAUUAUUAAAUCAGAAAAAGCAUAAAUCAGCCAGAGAAUCAAUUAGAAAGCAUAAUUGUGAAUUAUGUAGACAUCAGGUAACAUCAAUGCCGCAUUGUGCAACAGCCUGUCUUGCAUUCAGUAGUAUUUUACAAACUGCUUUCAGGCAAUAUCAAUGUGAACAUCAAGUUAAUCACAUUAGAAGUUCUAUAUCAAUUAGAUCAACUAGAAUGCACACUAGACUAAAUCCUAAUGAGACAAUACCAACAGAUUCAUCUAUGAACCGUGGAGGUCUUAAUAAAUCACCAUAUUCAACGGACCAGCAGCCUAAUUAUGACUGGCUAGCAGCUCGUAAGCUAUUGAUUCGUAUUAUGGAUCAUGUUCAGUCCAUAAAAUUGUAUAACUGUGAUAAAAAUAUUCUUAUUCUUAUAAACAAUGCUGACAGCUUGUGUACAUGGUUAAAACAAUUAGACAAAUGGGUUUGUUCAACAUUAAAUACCUUAAAAACUAAUAGAAUCGGUUUGAAAUCGACAAAAUCAGCCCUAUUUGCCGCCUCUCAUGUUUUAAAUAAUAAAAAUGAAGAGGCUAAGGAAGAAGCUGGACAUCAGAAUACGAAGCAAUUUUCACGUCUAUCAACCUCUAAUCUAUCUCUACCGACUAUGAGUAACAGUCAGUUUAAGAAGAAGUAUAUGACAUUGUCAAAUGGGAUAGAUUACCAACUAAGAAGAGGUGAAGAAGUUGACAAUGUUAAUGAGAAGGAUAAAAAAAUACAGAGAAGAAAAGAAAUAACACGACGCAUGCUAACAAGAAAUACGACUGUCAGUGGUGAAGAAACCAGUCAUCAUCUUAUCAUCAAAUUCAUUGAAAAUCUUAAAGAAGAUAUAUCAAAAUUGUGGUUAACAUUAAAACGUUUACAUAAAGCUGGUUUAAUUAGAGCCGAGGAUGGAUAUAAUACACUUAUUAUAUCAUUGGCUCGUGAUAUAUGUCACUUGAAUAGGCCAUGUCAGAUGGAGGAAUGGUUACACUUAAAAGAAAGACUAAAUCAAGUAUUGAAACAAUUGAAUUCAGAGUUACACAGUGUAGAUCAACAGGCUACAAUAUAUGCUGCACAUGCCCUCCUCUGUCUUACACCGAAUAAUAUGAAGAAUAUAGAGAAUAAUAAAAUGACAGGAGAAGGAGGAUUUUUAUAGACGGCUACAAACAGUAAUGGACAACAUCC